Papilio machaon (common yellow swallowtail) is the source of this 2596-nucleotide messenger RNA. It is a transcript of the gene Sec6, whose product is annotated as exocyst complex component 3. Gene Ontology annotation, cellular component: exocyst. Bases 130 to 2376 code for a protein of 748 amino acids. Gene Ontology annotation, molecular function: SNARE binding. NCBI's taxonomy places the organism in Eukaryota, Metazoa, Arthropoda, Insecta, Lepidoptera, Papilionidae. Gene Ontology annotation, biological process: exocytosis; exocyst localization. The transcript is spliced from 11 exons. The record is from RefSeq and is a predicted model, not a curated record.
UAAAAGAAAUUAGAAAGUUUCUUCUUAUUAACUACACUUGCAAUUCCAUUAGAUGACGUAAAGAAAAUCUUUCACACAAAAGUAACACUUAAUGAAACGCCCCUUCUUUUCUAUCUAAUAAUUAAUACAAUGAGUACGCUGGAUGAAAUUGAAGAGGAAGCAAAAGCAGCUGCAGAGAAAAUGGUUAUGAAUAUGAUGCAAAGACCUGGCCAACUAGAAAAAGUAGAGCAAUACAAAAAAAGAAUAACACAUAAGAAAGCAUCAAUAGAAGCUCAACUCAAAUCAGCAGUUCAAGGCAAACUGGAUGGCGUGAGUGUAGGCCUUAAGCAGCUACAGGAAUGUCUUGAUGAUGUACAACAGAUCAGUUUAAAAAUGGAUGAACUUGAGGAGCUUUUUAAAAGUGUUCCACCGCUAGUAGCAUCAUUGCAAGCAGUUAGAGAAGAGGAUUCUCGCCAUUCUCAAUAUGUGACUGCUAUGGACAGUCUGAAGCAUAUAUUCACUGUCCCCGAAAGUGUAGCAAAGACAAAACAGUGGAUUGGUGAAGGGAAGUUACUACAUGCUCAUCAGUGCCUUACAGACUUAGAAAACUCAAGAGAUGAUUUAUUAUAUGAAUUACAUAGACUACCAAAUCAAUCUUCACAUGACAAGAUAAUGUUAAAGGCAUAUUUUGAAGAUGUUGAAAUGGUAUCUAAUCUACUAGAGAAACAAAUCAAGUUGAUUUUAGCUAGAACUUUGAAUACAGUGCGUAAAGAACCUACAGUUAUUGUAACAGCACUAAGAAUUAUAGAGAGAGAAGAGAAAAAAGACCAAAUGGCUUUACAGCAACAAACACAAUCCGGUUUCAUGCCUCCUGGCAGACCUAAAAACUGGAGAUCGAAAGCUUUCGAAGUUUUAGAAUGCGCAGUUGCUCAACGUAUAGAGGGAACUCGCGUGGAUGAAAGAGAAGACAAUAAAUUGUGGCUGAUAAGAUACUUGGAACUUACUCGUCAGUUAAUUUUAGAGGAUUUAAGGGUUGUCAAAACUCUUUGCGUUCCCUGCUUCCCCCUGCACUAUGAUAUUGUCAAUAAAUAUGUUGAUAUGUACCAUACAUGUUUGUCUUCAAGUCUUCAAGACCUGGUUCAGAAUGGUUUGGAAGGCAAUGAAUAUGUAACAUUAUUGUCGUGGAUUCUGAACACUUAUCCGGGACAUGAGCUUAUGGGCAGUGAGGAAUUGAAUAUUGAUGUGUCCAUAUUGCCACCAUUACUUAGUGAAGAAAGUAUGCAGAAACUGCAAGAGGAAUAUUUACAAAAAAUGGAGUGCAACUACAUGGAGUGGAUGGAGAAGACGCUGGAGUCGGAGCGCGCGGAGUGGGGCGGCGAGCGCGCGCCCGACGCGGAGCCGCACACCGCCGCCUUCCACACGCACGCGCCCGUCAUCAUAUUCCAGAUGAUCGACCAGAACCUGCAGGUUACCGAAACUAUAAGUAAAGAGAUAACGUUCAAAGCGUUAUUGUUGAGCAUUGACCAGGUGACCCGGUACGGCAACAUGUAUCGUGAGGGAGUCAUUCAGUUUAAGAAUAGUCACUUCGCGGACCGGUCGCGCGUGGCGUACUUCACGCACCAUAUGAUCACAAUAGUGAACAACAGCGAGCAGCUGGCGCGGCUCGCGCAGCAGACACAGGCGCGUCACUGGCCGCCCGGGCGACACGACCCGCCCGCAGAGGCCAAGUUCGACGCCUUGCUCGCCACCUUCCAGAAAUUGCGCGACGAAGCGGCUCAAUUCCUUCUGGAGGAAGCGUUCUUAGAUUUGGAAGUGCACUUUGAUGAUCUGUUUACACCGAAAUGGCUGACGUCGAGUAUACCGGUGGACACUAUUUGUGUAACGCUCGAAGACUACUUCCAAGAUUACAAUCAUCUUCGAGAGAAGAACUUCGAAUAUGUUAUUAAUGAGGCUCAGAACUUGGUGUAUAAGAAAUAUAUAACAGCAAUGUUGUCGAAAAAAAUGACGUUUAAGACCAUCGAAGAAGCUCAACAGGGAGCUAUUAAGAUCGUCAAGGAAGCGAAUCAAAUCAGAUCUUUUUUCAAAAGGAUUGCACCCGAGGGAGUCAAUGUUGAUUGGCCUUUCGAAGUUAUUAAAACCCUUGCAGAGGUGCUACGUUGCCAGGACAUUGAGAUGGUGUCGCUGGACCUGCACGGGGUGGCGGACAAGUGCCCCGACGUGACCGCGGAGCAGCUAGCGCGGCUGCUGGCGCUGCGCGGGGACGUGCCCCGAGCACACGUGAGGGACACGGUCACACACGUGCUCGCCACGAGGCAGCCCCCCAGAGCACCCUCGCACCCUUCGCUCUUCAAAGACAUCAAGUUCAAUGAUCGCCUACUCGCGCAGUUUACACUGUAACUACUCUCUGCACACGCUACCCUUCAAUCCAUUAUUAUCCGAUAUUAGUAUCCAUGUUUUUUUUAUUUAAUCAGUAUAAAUUUAUGCAUAUUAUUUUUAAGAAAAGCGAUAUAAACUAUUUAUUUAUUUGUUUUAACCUUGGUCAUAAAUGUUUUUGGUCAUUUAAUGCGAAAUAAAUCAUUAAAUAUGUCUACAAUUUUUUUCAGUGGGUAACCAAAGU